CGCUUCAACUUGCAUGGUACAACGUGGCUGAACAUGCCCGACAUUACAAGCUUAAAAUGAAACUAAGCUAUGACAAAGCAGCCCGACCUACAAAGCAGCCAAACUACAAAUCCAAACCGGUGACAGGCAAACAGGGUCUGGCACGCAAACUUUGUUUUCCGUGGAUCGGACAAUUUCGAGUAAUCAAAAUAGAUCCUCCACAUGCUGUUAUUGUUAGUAUCACUUCAUCUCAGUCAAAACCACGUAGAGUACAUCUGAACCAAAUCAAAAAGGUCCUGGAUUGCUGCGGUCCCGCUUCUACCCUCCCUCAAUUCCGGGAGAAGAAGAAUACAUAA
This is a messenger RNA of Haemonchus placei, 335 nucleotides long. NCBI's taxonomy places the organism in Eukaryota, Metazoa, Nematoda, Chromadorea, Rhabditida, Trichostrongylidae. The record is from the annotation of a GenBank genome assembly.